Molecule: messenger RNA, 714 nt
Organism: Menidia menidia (Atlantic silverside)
Lineage: Eukaryota; Metazoa; Chordata; Actinopteri; Atheriniformes; Atherinopsidae
Source: the annotation of a GenBank genome assembly
AUGGAGACGUUUGUACUCAGACUGCUCAUUAUUACGAGUGCUUGCGCUUUGUCAGAGAAGCACGUCUUCGUCCGUAAACCACGGAUCUGGUCAGCUGCUAGAGGAUACUGCAGGAUACACUACACUGACAUUUCGCCAAUCACCAAUGAGGUGGAGGAAGGGGUGCUAAAACAGUUUGCGGGAAAGUACAUGUCAGGAUGGAUCGGCCUCUACUGGGAUAAAGAUGUCAAAAAAUGGAAAUGGUCAGGAGGAGACAAUGUCACAAAUCAAAACUGGUUGAACGGGAUACCACACAGGGACACUAAUGCCAAAUGGACCAGUGAUGGAUGGCGAGCUGUAAAUGGCCUAACGGAACAAAAUUUCUUCUGCUUGAACCUGAUUGUGGUGCAGGAAAAGAAGACCUGGGAGGAAGCUCUGGUGCACUGCAGGGAACACCACAGCAGCUUGACCAGCCUGCUCUCCAAGUCCGAGACUCUCCUGGCCCAAAAUCGGAUCCGGAACGCGACCGUCACCGAGGAGAUCUGGAUUGGCCUGCGUUACCUGGGAGACAGCUGGCUGUGGGUGAACGGCGACCCUCUGGUGUACAGUGCCUGGCCGGAGGGGGGAGAUCAGGACCACCUGUGUCCAGUGUGGAGACGCUGUGGGGCUUUAACCAAAGAAGGAGUUUGGGAGAACAUCGGCUGUCAUGAGAAGCUCCACUUCAUUUGCGCUUGA